Podarcis raffonei (Aeolian wall lizard) is the source of this 5685-nucleotide messenger RNA. RefSeq names its product aryl hydrocarbon receptor (gene AHR). Gene Ontology annotation, cellular component: nucleus; aryl hydrocarbon receptor complex. Gene Ontology annotation, molecular function: nuclear receptor activity; transcription cis-regulatory region binding; protein dimerization activity. The record is from RefSeq and is a predicted model, not a curated record. NCBI's taxonomy places the organism in Eukaryota, Metazoa, Chordata, Lepidosauria, Squamata, Lacertidae. Bases 367 to 2934 code for a protein of 855 amino acids. The transcript has 11 exons. Gene Ontology annotation, biological process: regulation of transcription by RNA polymerase II.
CUUCCUCUCUCCCUCCGUCGGCCGCCUCUCAGGGGAGUCCGCGCCGCGGCGGCAGGAGUGGCAUCAGGGCGAGCAGCAGCAGCAGCAGCACGACGAACAACAACGGUGUCAAGGCAGGCCGGGAAGCUGCGGGCGGAGCCGUUUCGCCCCGAGAGGAAUAUUCUCUCUCUCUCGCACACACAGACACACACAAGGUCCCUUCUUAAGCCGCCGCUGACAUAGUUGCGGAGAGGUUUCUGCUUCUCAAGCCGAGGGGUGGCGGUUGUUGUUUCGGGCGGCGGUGCAGAAGUAACGAGGGGCUGCCGCUCUCUGCCGCAGGAGCCAGAGGAGAGGAGAGGCGCUGGAGCCUCGGCCAGCGGGGGCAGGAUGAACCCCAGUGUCACCUACGCCAGCCGCAAGCGGCGGAAACCCGUGCAGAAAAUAGUGAAACCUUCACCUCCUGAAGGAGCCAAGUCUAAUCCAUCGAAGAGGCAUAGAGAUCGAUUGAAUGCAGAGUUGGAUCGCCUGGCUAGUCUCCUGCCAUUCCCUCAGGAUGUUAUUGCCAAGCUGGAUAAACUGUCUGUGCUUAGGCUCAGCGUUAGCUACCUAAGAGCCAAAAGUUUCUUUGAUGUUGCACUAAAAUCAUCCAGUUCUGCAAAGUCUGACAGAAAUGGCAUUCAAGAAAGCGGCAGAACUAUUAAACCUAGAGAGACCAUGCUGGAAGGAGAACUUUUACUACAGGCAUUAAACGGCUUUGUGCUGGUGGUCACGUCAGAUGCACUCAUAUUUUAUGUUUCUUCUACAAUCCAGGAUUACUUGGGUUUUCAGCAGUCUGAUAUUAUACACCAGAGUGUAUUUGAACUAAUUCACACGGAAGACAGACCAGAAUUCCAGCGCCAGCUUCACUGGGCUCUGAACCCCGUACAUUCUACAGAUUCUGGACAGAUAAUGCAAGGUGAUAAUGGCUUUUCACAGUCAGCAACAUAUUAUAACCCAGAGCAGCUACCUCCAGAGAAUUCCUCUUUUAUGGAACGAAACUUCAUCUGUAGAUUACGCUGUCUCUUGGAUAAUUCAUCUGGGUUCUUGGCCAUGAAUUUUCAAGGGAGACUAAAGUUUCUCCACGGACAGAACAAGAAAGGAAAGGAUGGCGCUUCUAUAUCCCCCCAGUUGGCUUUGUUUGCAGUGGCUACUCCACUUCAGCCUCCAUCCAUUCUUGAAAUACGUACCAAAAACUUCAUCUUCAGAACUAAGCAUAAGCUAGACUUCACACCUAUAGGAUGUGAUGCAAAAGGCCGAAUUGUGCUGGGUUAUACUGAAGCAGAACUCUGCAUGAGAGGAACAGGAUACCAGUUUAUCCACGCAGCUGAUAUGCUUUAUUGUGCUGAGAAUCAUGUCCGAAUGAUGAAGACAGGAGAGAGUGGUAUGACUGUGUUUCGACUUCUUACCAAAGAGAAUCGAUGGGCCUGGGUUCAAGCAAACGCACGCCUGGUUUACAAAAAUGGGAGACCAGAUUAUAUUAUCGCUACACAGAGACCUCUUACAGAUGAAGAAGGGGCAGAGCAUUUACGGAAGCGGAACAUGAAGCUGCCCUUCGUGUUCGCGACAGGUGAGGCUGUGCUCUAUGAAGUGAUGUUUCAGCCGCCUGGCUUAAUGGAUUCUUCUCAGGCAAAGGUUAAAAGCAGCAUUGGGAAAGGAGCUUCUUCUAAGGCUACACUGCGCAAAGAAUCUGUUGAUCCCAAUUCACUUCUGGGUGCAAUGUUGCAGCAAGAUGAAUCUGUGUAUCUCUGCCCACCUGCUCCAAAUAAAAUUUCCUUUGAGAGGAACCUUUUUGCGGACACCUGGGAUGAACUGGGUAGCAUGGUGGCCUGUGAUUGGCAGGAUAAUGUUUUACCAGUGAGGAAUAACAGCAUUCUGAAACAGGAGCAGACUGAGUGCCCCCAGGAAAGCAACUUGAUGCUUCCUGAAGACAGUGUGGGACUUUUUCAGGAUAACAAAAACAGUGAACUGUACAACAUCAUGAAAACUCUGGGUGUUGACUUUGAAGAUAUAAAAUGUUUUCAGCAGGAUGAAGAGUUUUUUAAAAACGAACUUUCUGGGGCAGAUGAUAUUAGAGACAUAGAUAUAACUGAUGAAAUCUUGACCUAUGUUCAGGAGUCUUUAAACAAGUCUGACCUCUUGUAUUCGGGUUGCCAGCAGCAACAGCAGCCCAUGGUUCAGAACUCUACUUGUUUAAUGCAGCAGCAACUGGAGCAGCAGCAGAAACAACCAGGGGUGGAGCAGCAGCAGCAGCAGCAGCAGCUGUGUCAGAAGAUGAAGCACAUGCAGGUCAAUGGGAUGCUCGCAAACUGGAACUCUGUCAGCAGCACGCCCCUUAACCCUUCACAGCAACAGACACAGCCGUAUGUCUUUUCUGGCAUGCAGGAAGUAACUCAGGAGUUCCCUUACAAAUCUGAAGUCAACACAGCAACAUACGCAUGUAGGCAGGAGUUCAUUCCCUACAAGCAGCCAACCAGCAUGGUGUCACAGCUUUCAGAUUUUACACAGAUAGACUUCCCAGUAGGAAGCUUCGACAGAUCAUCCUAUUCAGGGUCUUCUGGUCUGGAGGAUUUUCUCAGUUGUUUACAGCAAGUUCCCGAAAGCCAGCCUUGUGGAGUAAACUCUCAGCAAGUUAUAGUAACUCCACAGACGUGCUAUGCAGGUGCUGUGUCAAUGUAUCAGUGUGUAUCUGAAACUCAACCAAACAGCACAGAACAAAUGCAGUAUAAUCCUGUGGUAUCUGGACAGCAAGCAUUGCUAAGCAAGUUCCAGAAUAGUUUUAAUGGAGGAAAUAUGAAUGAUGCAUAUCCACCGCAAUUAGAUGUUGUCAACACCCAGCCUGGAACACAUCUUCAGCCUCUUCAUCAUCCAGCAGAAUCCAGAUCUUUCUCUGAUUUGGCAUCCAGUGGUUUUAUGUAGUUCAAGAACAAAGUCAUAUAGAGAAAGAGAUCAGGACUGGAUUAUUGAAUAGAAAUUGAAAAUCAUGUGUGGUUGCACUUAAAACGCAUGCAUAUAGGAUUUGUCAUCCCAAACCUAAUAUUCAUAGGUGGAAGUUGGAGCUGUAAUCGUGGCCUAAAAGUGUGCACAUGUAAUUUUCAGUGAGUGUGAAAACAUGCACUAUUGCAAUAUUACUGCAUCACAUUGUAGAACAUAAGAUAAGGCAAAUGGUUUUAUGUUUAGCAGAUAAAAUGGGCACUUUCGACAAUCUUAUUUGGAAUGGUAUAAGAUAGUUAAUCUUAGGUUAUUUUAGGCCUUUUAAAAAGCCAUGUUCUAAAUAGAGGAGCAAGUGAAGCACUCAAUUUUUUAUGUCUUUUCUUCAGUUAACUUUAUUUAGUAGUUUUUCAGCUUAUCCUUUUACUUUACAUGUCAGGUUCUAGCACUUUAGUAGACGGUUUAAUACAAGGGUUUGAUACACAGUUUUAGGUUUUGUACAACCAAAUCCGUUGCAUUCCUCCUUUACAGUUAGCCUUAAGUGCCUCACAACUUUGCUACCUUAUUUCAGAAAGGAGCUUGUUAGGAAAAAGGAGAUUCACUGUAAGAACAAAUCAUAUUUACUUUGUGACUAUUUAGUGAUUACUUUGGUUUGUUUUUAAAAAGCUAGAGACCUAUAAGCAGUGUAUUCCUUCUCUAUUAAAUGUAUAUUGUUUUUCUUUAGAAUUUGAUAUUAUUCUAUAUGUGCAGAGUUUUUACUUUGUUAAAAGACUGGGAUUUUUGAUUUUGUGUUUUGUUGCUUUUCUGCAUUCUUCAGGUAGAACAGGGUAAAAACAGAAACCUUUUAGGAGAAAAUUGUCUCCUUGGAAUUAGCUCUGAAUUUCAAAUACUGAAAACAUGUGCCUUAUCUUGUGUUACAACACUUGUCAAAUGGUCUCUUAAAAAAAAAAAGUACAAGGCUGCUCUAUGCAAAUACUUCCAUUUAAAGUGGUUAUUGAGAUAGGUUAAUUUUAAAAAACCAGUGGAAAGCAAUGUCUCAGUAGCAAAUAGUACUAAAGUUUACUUUUGUAAAAUAAAAUUUCUACACUGAGGGUCAAAUUUUGAUUGGCUGCUGUUUUUCAACCGUUCCAGUGGGGAGAGGGUCUGUUCAUGUUAAAUAUCCCUGAUGAUUGCACUCUAAAAAGAAAAAGCUAUCUUUCUAUGUGUAUGUGAAUUCACUUUAAAUGUCUUUGUUCAAGAGAUGAAAAAACUGAAAAUUUAUUUUAGUUCAAAAUUAGAGAGAGAUGAUCCUUGUAACAAAAAAAAGGAUAUUUUAAGCUUUGUUUUUAAAAAUGGAAAACAUUGUAUUGGAUUUUUAUCUGAGGAUUUUUAGAACCGCAUACACCAAUGUUUGGUGUUUCAUAGUAGUUUAAAUGGGGGAGGGAGGGAGGGAUGGAUGUGUACAUGUUCAAACAAGUGAAUAUCCUUACAUGCUGUUAAUAUGUAAUAAGCACCAUUUAAUGAUGUCUUUGUAAAAUAUUUUACAAACAGUUAAUUUUAAAGUGUUAUUCCAUAUUAUUAAAAUGUCUAUUGCAUACAUAUGUAUAAUGUAAAUGACAGUGUAGACUCUUCAAAAAAGAAAAAAAUAAUAAACCAACUCCCUCCAGGGUGGUGUUUAAAUUUUUGAUGAGAAAAGAGUUUCAGUUAAGUUUUUAUAUAUAUAUAUACGUAUAUAUAACAAGAAGGAAUGUUUUUAAGGGUAAGGUUGUAUGGAUAGCGGGAGGUGGCUACUCAUUUUAAUCACUUGAAAGCGGUGUUGUUGUUUUCAUCUUAAAUUGAGUCAUGGUAAAAUUUUGCUUACACAAAUCAUGUAAAUUUGUCCUUCUAGAAAAGAUAGCCAGGCAGUUUGUAGACCUUCAAAUUUAGGAUCUAGCGCUGCUUUUAAAAAGGAAAUAUUGUUUGAUACUAUGUUUCAAUAAUAGCUAUGAAGCUUGGGCUAUAAUGCCCUUUAAGCAUUGAACUUUGCUUUGGCCAUCACUAAAUGCAUUAGAUUAGUAGCCAUUGAUUGCUUCUUAUUAUCUUCUUUCCAAACAAUUGCUGUAAUAUUUUUUGUAACAGUAUCUUCUUCUUAUUAUUAUUACAAGAGUAAUGUUGACAAUCAGUAGCUGUACUGUAAAAUGUGAAAGGUUCAAAGGGAUAAUGUAGGGUUGUUUUUUUAAAGAAAAAGACCAAAACAAAAACAAAACAUUAAACUCCACAACAAAUUGAGACCUGCAUAUCAUAUCACUUCUGCUAAACCAAAUAUGAUCCCGCCACUAAGUGCCAAGGCUGCAGUACAAACUGGUGUACUGCUUUAUUGUAGCCUAGUUUAAUUCUGUUAUGUGUAAUAUCAACUUGUUUCUCUGCAUUAGCUGCAUCUAUAUGUAACAAACCUGUGUAUUGGUGGUGCACUGUUGAUCUACACCAAACUGUUCUCAAAAGUGAUGAAUUGCUGACUUAUCACCCCACCAACCCCACACUUACCCUCCCACCUCCAAGCAAAUUAUUUCCUAGUUUUAAUCAGUAUUAGACUACCCAUUUUUGUAGAUUCUGUCUUGGCUUUUCCCCUUUCCGUCUGUCUCCCAUCACCCUUUGUUAUCUAUGCUUUAUGUCAUGCAGUUAAUUUCUUACGUGUUGGGGUAUAAUUUUAUAGUGCUUUUAAUGAGCUUCAGUCAAACUUGUAAAGCAUAAUAUACGACAAUAAAAUAUCACCUGACUAGA